AUGGCCAAUGUUGCCACCAAUGACGACAUUACAACAGAAGAGGCUUUUGUUUCGAAGCCUAUCCCGGAAGGAGCGACCUUCGAGGAGACACUCGCGAUCCUUAUGGAGAAUGUCGAGAACCAUCGCAAGAAGAUGGACGCGGAUCUUGCCAGAGAAACUGCAAAAUCAGAAAGGCUCCGCCGCGAGUUUGAGCAGCGUAUGACUCUAUACGCAGAGAGUACCAGGCAGCAGGUUACACGAACAAAGGGUGCCUUGAAGGCGCAAGCUAUAACCAUCGCUGCCGAACAGGAUGAGCGUCAUAAGACAAUUUUGAACGCCAUCGCGAGCCAAAACAAGCAUACCUCAUCGGAGUUCGCGACCUUGCGCAAGGAAGGUCCCAGCUUGACUACUCAAGUCGGUUCACAGCAAGGUGAAUUGGAAAGCCAAAAAUCUUCGCGCGAAGAGGUUGUUUCUGAGGUUGAAUUGCCUACAGAUGGCAACAAACGUAAAUGCCUCAUUGAUGAGUCACGACCUUACAUAGAGGCUUUGCAUGGAGAGGAUGGUCAACAAGAUUGUUUCUCUGACAAUAUAAUUGUCUCAGAACAAAUAUAUGAUUUCUCCACUGAUCAAGCCAAAUAUGUGGCUACUGAUCAGAUGCCUGGGGGGCAAGACGUAGCUCACGUUCAGCAGUUCAAAUCCCUUGAACAAGUGGUCAAAUAUAAUAGCCAAUCUGUGGCUUAUUAUGAAGACACCAUGUUCUAUGACAUGGUAGUUGGCGACAAAGCCGAUCUUGGGACAACGUCAUCUCCAAAAUUUCAAUUGAAGAUCUCGCCUCGUCAACCAACAAAGAUACUUGGGGGGCAAUACUCCUUCUACGAGCCAAAUUUCUUCCAAGUGUUCGACACGAAGUAUUUUUGUUAUUUUCUUACAAGCUCCCGCAAGAGGGAUUUUCAUGCCAUAAAUUUUGAUACGUCGGAGCUUGGAGUAAGGCAUAGAUGGCCUCCCCCGUGGCCUUCUAGAGACCCUUCAGAUCUCACUGAUUUUGUCAUAAACAAAGGCAAUGGAGUAAAGGGUCUUUCCCAAAUGGGACUCAAAAGCCUCCCAAAGCAAUAUAUCCAACCCCUUGAAGAAAGAAUGAGUAUGAAUAUGACAAAAAUGCCUGAAGAAUCCAUUCCCAUCAUUCACGUGUCAAACUGGGAGGACCCGAAAGUGGCAGAAUCAAUUUGCAAUGCGGCAGAGAAGUGGGGGUUCUUUCAACUACUCAACCAUGGUGUGCCCACUGAAGUUCUUGAGCAUGUCAAGGAAGCAACUCACAGGUUCUUUGAGAUGCCAGCUGAGGAGAAGUGUAAGUUCUCGAAAGAGCAUUCGCCUUCAACCAAUGUCCGCUUUGGGACAAGCUUUAGUCCUGAAGCAGAGACGGCACUGGAGUGGAAAGACUGGCUUAGUCUCUUCUAUGUUUCUGAGGAUGAGGCCUCUGCACACUGGCCUCCAGUUUGCAAGGCUGAAGUGCUCGAAUACAUGAAGAGGACAGACAUACUCAUAAAACGACUCCUAGAUAUACUGAUGAAAAGGCUAAACGUGACAGAAAUAAACACAACCAAAGAACCACUUCUAAUGGGAUCCAGGCGAAUUAACCUUAAUUACUUCCCCGUUUGCCCAAACCCUGAGCUGACAGUUGGAGUUGGGCGUCACUCUGAUGUCUCCACACUCACAAUCCUCCUUCAAGAGUACUACAUCGGAGGGCUUUACGUCCGACCUGAGUUUACUGAUGAAGAUACCUGGGUGCAUGUUCCUCCAUUGGAAGGGUCAUUAGUGAUCAACGUUGGCGAUGCACUGCAAAUAAUGAGCAAUGGAAAAUACAAGAGCGUCGAGCAUCGAGUGGCUGCUAAUGGAAGUAAGACUAGAAUUUCGGUUCCCAUAUUUGUGAAUCCGAGGCCAUCGGACGUGAUAGGGCCUCUGCAUGAAGUGCUUGAGAGUAGUGGGGAGAAACCAUUGUAUAAGCAAGUUCUGUAUUCUGACUAUGUCAAGCAUUUCUUCCGGAAGGCUCAUGAUGGGAAGAGUACGGUUGACUUCGCCAAAAUCUGAAGUUGUACACGGUGAUUAAACCGAGCCCUAGUGCACGGUGGGUGAUUCAUAAAAUAUGACCAGGGCAUGCCCAUUCUCAUUACCUAAGAGAAGGCAG
Molecule: messenger RNA, 2161 nt
Organism: Rosa chinensis
Lineage: Eukaryota; Viridiplantae; Streptophyta; Magnoliopsida; Rosales; Rosaceae
Product: feruloyl CoA ortho-hydroxylase F6H1-3
Exons: 5
Coding region: 1-2064 (687 amino acids)
Source: RefSeq, a predicted model, not a curated record